GCCGAGGUUGUUUUUCUCAGACAGCUUUUCAUGCGACCUACCUCGCUACCUAUACGCGACCUAGCAGAUAGUUACGAAUCCCACGGUCGUAAACCCCUCGGACCUCACACUCUCCUUCUCUCUCUUCUGGCAAUAAAAGCCCAACGAUAGAUCUUUGAUCGAACGUCACGCUUGCAAUGGCGUUUUGUCGGACCCAGGGCGAUUGAUCUGGCACGGUUCGUCACGCCUUCAAUGCAUGCGUGCCGUCCUUGGACUUUGCCCCCUGACCCGUCGAUGUGUCUCUCUUCCCGCUUUCGGUAGACGACCGGUACGAACCAUGUCAACCAGGUUCGAGGUGCUCCAGGGCAAGAAGCCCCUCUCUUUUCGGCGUCUGAUGGCCCUGAAACGGGUGGAAGAGGACGUUUUCGAGUCGGUAACCCCGGCCUGGCCGCCGGCGCCGCAUCGGCGAGCAUUUGGAGGCCAUGUGUACGCCCAGGCCUUGUACGCUGCCAGCAAGACCGUUGGAAAGGGGCUGGUGGUCCAUCAAAUGACCGGGUACUUCAUUCUCCCCGGCGCCAUUGACAUUCCGUACGUGUACCGCGUGCGCAGGAUCAGGGACGGCGGCAUGUACUGCCUGCGAGGGGUCGACGUCUAUCAACGAUCCGAGGCUGCCGCGCAGGGCACGUCGCCUUGCUUUGUCGCCACCAUCUCAUUCAAGCGGUCGGAGAAAGGCAUCACGAAGUGGACCGGCUACGAGUACCACGACAUGCCGCGGGACCACAUCCAGCGGGAAUACCACAGCGUCCUGCAAGGUCUCCGGCCGGAAGACCACCCCGAAGCGCCCGGGGCCGACGCCCUGUGGUGGGAACAGGAGGAGGAAAGGUUCUGGAGCCGUGACGCGGCGGCGUUUCCCGGAGUGGAAACCCGAAAGGUCGACAUGGCCAAAUACAACGGCAAGGCGGAACCGGGGCGCGGGCCCGGUGGAGCUGGAGCGUCUCGCUGGCGCCAGCUGCUGUUCUACCGCCUCAUCCAGGAUGACGACGACGACGACGACGACGACGACGACCCGUCAGAGGCGACCGAGAGGGCCGAGGCCGCCAACGACCUGAACCUCCACGCCGCGGCGCACCUGUACGCGUCGGACCGGAAUUCGCUGUUCCUCAUCCAGCGCGCGCUCGGCUACGAGGCCGUCCGCACCACCAUGGCGUCCCUGUCCCACACGGUCAUCUUCCACGGCCUGGCCGACCAUCUGCGCAUGGUUGACGACGACGACGACCACGACGACGACCACGACCGCCCGCGCCGGGCCUCCAAGUGGUUCGUCCAGGAGUCGUGGACCAGCAACGGCGGCGACAACCGCGGCUGCCACCACAGUCUCCUCUGGGAUCCCCGGGCCGGCCGCGUCAUCGGCACCACCCUGCAGGACGGCAUGUUGAGGUUUCCGGCCGAGCUGGUCGAGAAGAUCCCCCGUGGUGGCGCCCCUGUGGACGCGGGAAACCCGCCACCGUCCCAAGCGGCUCGGAACAAGGCUGGCAGCAAGUUAUGAGGCCCACGUGAGGGACGGGGCCCCUCCCAUCCAGGCUGCUGGCUGUGCUGGGACUGUUAGAACUGGGAGUUCUCUACAUAGGAUAUCAGACCGCUAUCUCUGUAUUUGAUAGAACGAACAUCUGGGCUACGCUGGAUUCGCAAAGGGGUGUGAUCGAGCUUGAGACGGUCCUGAAAGUGGACCCUGACGUUCUGAAUUAAGAGCAUUUUUGGUUCCUUUGUUUUGGGGGCAAGCAGCUGAAUCGAUGUGGAAUGGAUCAUUCAUCAAUCCUAAGCAAAAUAUGUUCACCGCAUCUCAAAUGCCAUCGUCCCGGGGGAAUGAGAGCUGGUCUGACACAGCACAGUAGAGGAGGAGAUUUUAGAGUUGACCGGUGUAUGAACAUGGUCAGUACGGUG
Molecule: messenger RNA, 1920 nt
Organism: Cladophialophora immunda
Lineage: Eukaryota; Fungi; Ascomycota; Eurotiomycetes; Chaetothyriales; Herpotrichiellaceae
Product: acyl-CoA thioesterase II
Exons: 2
Coding region: 236-1525 (429 amino acids)
Biological process (GO): acyl-CoA metabolic process; fatty acid catabolic process
Cellular component (GO): peroxisomal matrix
Molecular function (GO): fatty acyl-CoA hydrolase activity
Source: RefSeq, a predicted model, not a curated record